AUGCAGCCUGAAGAGAUCAGACCUGCCGAGCUAAAAAGACCGGAAUCGGCGGAAUCCAGCGUGAAUGCUCGGCUCAAGAUUAUAGACAAAAACUCGGGAAAAGAGCGGCACUCGAUCUUGGAGGAUGAUGAGUAUGAGGGGGACAGUGCCAAUGAGAUGAAGCCGCCCGUUCCAAAACCUUCCCCAGCAGCCGUCACUCGGGCCUUACCGGACAGAGCCUUUAGAUUUCGAAGCGAUGGAUCCUUUAGGUCAAAGUGGGAUGACCUCACUUUCAAACCAAGACAGUCAAUAUUCGAUCAAGAAGUGAAGUUUGGCGCCAAGUUCUACGGUUUCUUUGUUGCCUUCUGGUUUUGUGUCUUUUUUGGUGGGUUCAACGUUGUAUUCAACUACCAUGUCAAAUUUGGAUUUCAUGCCAACUCCCGGAUCAUUAAUAUUAUGUCGGAUAACCUCUUGGGUGUUGCCUUGGUGGAUUUGCUGAUGUACUUAAUGAUGUACAUUCCUGUUUUCAUUCAGAUGCUAGUGAAAUGGAACAAAAUCAAUUGGAAUAGAGUCGGUUGGGUGAUACAAUCAAUAUAUGAGGUCUUCUAUCUGAUAUUCUUUUUGUUCCUGGCAGAGUUCCUCAAGUUUCCAUGGAUUGCCAAGAUCUUCUUACUGUUGCAUUCACUGGUGCAGCUGAUGAAGAUACAUUCGUAUGCAUUCUUCAAUGGCUAUCUUUGGCUAAUCAAAGAUGAACUAAAAUACUCUGAAGGAUACCUGAAGAAGCAUGAAGGUGACCUGGCUGAUGAAACUAGGAUUCCCUUGAGUAAAUCCGUGGAGUUUUGCAAGUUUGAACUAAAAGUUCAGUCUUCCGAACAACCAUUCCCAAGCAACAUAUCGCUCAGAAAUUUCUUUUUAUACACCAUGUAUCCUACACUGGUGUAUCAAAUCGAUUACCCCAGAACUGAAAGGAUAAGGAAAAGAUAUCUUUUCACCAAAAUUGCGGGUAUUUUUGGUGUGAUUUUCUUGAUGAUCACUAUUUCUGAGACAUACUUGUACCCGAUGGUGGUCAAAUGCCUGGAACUCAGAGAAACACAGUCAGUUUAUUACAGAAUGAAAAUGUACCCAAUGAUUAUCAUUGAGUUCAUACCGCCCUUCCUUGCCGUCUAUCUACUAGUGUUUUAUCUCAUUUGGGAGCUUAUUUUGAAUGCUAUUGCAGAAUUGUCUUAUUUUGCUGAUAGAGAAUUUUAUGGCUACUGGUGGAACUCGGUCGAUUGGAACGCAUAUGCUCGGGAUUGGAAUGUCGUUGUCCACAAGUUUCUUCUCAGGCAUGUGUAUCAUUCUUCUAUCAGCGCUCUUCAAUUGAACAAAACGAAAGCGACAAUUUUUACAUUUUUGCUCAGCUCGGUUGUCCAUGAACUAGCAAUGUUUGUUAUAUUCAAGCGUCUAAGAGGCUAUUUGCUCGUGUUGCAGAUGAGUCAGCUACCUUUGGUGCAACUAAGCAAGACUAAAUUGAUGAGGGAUAGAAAGGUUCUAGGAAAUUGCAUAUUCUGGUUUGGUAUCGUUCUGGGCCCAAGUCUUAUGUGCACGAUGUACUUGGUGUUCUAG
Molecule: messenger RNA, 1584 nt
Organism: Ogataea haglerorum
Lineage: Eukaryota; Fungi; Ascomycota; Pichiomycetes; Pichiales; Pichiaceae
Exons: 1
Coding region: 1-1584 (527 amino acids)
Biological process (GO): ergosterol metabolic process
Cellular component (GO): endoplasmic reticulum membrane
Molecular function (GO): ergosterol O-acyltransferase activity
Source: RefSeq, a predicted model, not a curated record